AUGCCUACCCUCACCGUCGCAGUCGCCCAAGCUCGCACCCGCUCCACCCUUGCGACAACUCUAGCCGCCCUAGAGCGAACAACCAUCACCGCCGCCAAGCGCGGUGUGCACCUCGUCCUUUUCCCCGAGGCGUAUCUAGGCGGGUAUCCACGGACAUGUUCCUUCGGUGCAGCGGUUGGAUCCCGACACCCGCGCGGCCGAGAUCAGUUCUUGGAGUAUUUCAAGGCGGCCGUGGAUCUGGGCGAUACGCCUGCUGGAGCGGGCGAUGAUUGGGUGAAUCGGAAUCUGGAGGUUGCAAGUGGCAAGUCGCAUCGUGGUGACGGGACGAGAGAGGUUCUUGAGCGGAUUGCGGCUGAGACGGGGGUGUUUAUCGUGACAGGUCUUGUUGAGCGGGCUGGUGGGAGUCUUUAUUGUGCUGUUGUAUAUGUGGAUCCUGUUAGGGGUGUGUUGGGGAAGAGGAGGAAGGUUAUGCCGACUGGAGCCGAGCGCAUGAUCUGGGCGCAGGGCUCCCCCUCGACCCUCCGCGCCGUCACCACAACCCUCAACGGCAUCCCCUUGACCCUGGGAUCGGCAAUCUGCUGGGAAAACUAUAUGCCUCUCCUCCGACAAAGUCUCUACUCGCAAAAUGUCAAUAUCUAUCUCGCGCCAACGGCAGAUGCCCGCGAUACGUGGCUCCCGCUCAUGCGCACUGUUGGUGCCGAGGGACGCUGCUUUGUUCUCUCUGCGAACCAGUGUGUUCGUUCAUCUGAGCUGCCGGAGUGGAUUACUGGUGCUGGUGAAUCUGCGUCAGGAGGAGCGCAGAUACAGACUCCACCGCAGGCCCCGAAACUAGGCCGGAAGCUCUCUAUUACGGCGGAGGGCCCUCAUGAGAUUGUUUGGCCACAGGGUCAGGGCCAUCCUGAUGGGCAAACUACUGCUGCCUCUUCAAGAUUUGAGGGACAAGUACUGUCCAAGACAGAGGAUGAGUUUGUUUGUCGAGGUGGAAGCUCUAUCAUCUCACCCCUUGGAGAGGUGCUCGCGGGUCCAUUGUGGGAAGUCAGCACGGAUGAUGCGGCCGAUAGUGAAGAUGCUGCUGUCAGUCUUUCUGCCGGACCGGGAAUUGCAGCCGGUCUUGAGAAAGAGGCUGUUGCGGUUGGGGAUGGGCUGGCUAUUGCCCACAUCGACACGGACGAUUGUGAGCGCGGCCGGUUGGACUUGGAUGUUGCAGGGAGCUAUUCUCGAAAUGACGCAUUCAAGCUGAGUGUGGAAGGGUUGGAUUUGGCCCCGCCACCUCUCUAG
Molecule: messenger RNA, 1278 nt
Organism: Penicillium argentinense
Lineage: Eukaryota; Fungi; Ascomycota; Eurotiomycetes; Eurotiales; Aspergillaceae
Product: nitrilase
Exons: 2
Coding region: 1-1278 (425 amino acids)
Molecular function (GO): catalytic activity
Source: RefSeq, a predicted model, not a curated record